CUCCGCCCGUCCCUCAGCGCCGUGACUUCCUGUCCCAGAAUGCCCCGCGCCGAAUCAUGGACCACAAUGACAAUGAUUUGCAAGGCACCAAUAGUUCCGGCUCCUUGGGUGGUCUUGAUGUUCGCAGACGCAUUCCUAUAAAGCUCAUCUCCAAACAAACCACCAAAGCUAAACCAGCACCCGCUCGUCCUGCCAGGAACAUGAACAGAGGUCCAUCAAAGGCCGGUGAAGAAGAAGAGUUUGAUUAUAAUGAAGAACAACAGUAUGAAUGCAAAAGUAGUGACGUGUUUGGUAGUCAAAGAAGAUUUCCUGGACAUCUCUUCUGGGACUUCAAGAUAAAUUUACUUGGAGAAAAAGAUGAUACCCCUGUCCAUUUCUGUGACAAGUGCGGACUGCCCAUCAGGAUGUAUGGACGCAUGAUACCUUGCAAGCAUGUGUUCUGCUACGACUGCGCUCUUUUGCAUGAGAAGAAGGGUGACAAGAUGUGCCCGGGCUGUAGCGAGUCUGUACAGCGAAUUGAGCAGUGCAUACGAGGGUCUCUCUUCAUGUGUAGCAUUGUUCAAGGGUGCAAGCGAACAUAUUUAUCCCAGAGAGACUUGCAGGCUCACAUCAACCACCGUCACAUGAGAGCAGGCAAACCGGUCGCGCGUCCUCCGCUGGAGCCUGUUCAUACUCCCGUCGCUCCACCUCCUGCUGAAAUCCCCGAGCGGUUCAUAAUGCCUUCGGAGAAGCACCAUCUGAGCCACAUUCCACCCAAGCAGCACAUCAUGAUGCCACCUCCGCCACUGCAGCAUGUGCCGCUCGAGCAUUAUAACCAGCCGCACGAAGACAUCCGGGCAUCCCCAGCAGAGAUGUCUAUGGCUCCUCCUCCCCCUCGCUCAGUCAGUCAAGACACUUUUCGCAUUUCAACAAGAAAACACAGUAAUCUCAUCACUGUGCCCAUUCAGGAUGAUUCAAACUCUGGUACUCGAGAACCGCCGCCGCCUGCCCCGGCACCUGCUCACCAUCAUCCCGAAUACCAGGGUCAACCCGUGGUGUCCCACCCGCAUCACAUUAUGCCGCCACAGCAACAUUAUGCGCCACCCCCUCCCCCGCCCCCACCCAUAAGCCAUCCAAUGCAACAUCCCCCCCAGGCUGCAGGUACUCCUCAUCUGGUUUACAGCCAAGCUCCUCCCCCUCCAAUGACCUCUGCCCCUCCGCCAAUAACUCCUCCCCCUGGACAUAUUAUUGCCCAGAUGCCACCGUAUAUGAAUCAUCCUCCCCCGGGACCCCCGCCGCCUCAGCAUGGUGGCCCACCUGUCAAUGUCAACGCACCCCCUCCCCAUCGCUACAACCCUAAUGCUUUGCCACAGUUCAGUGAAGAUCAAGGAACUCUCAGUCCACCUUUCACGCAGCCAGGGGGGAUGAGUCCGAGCAUUUGGCCCGCUCCGAGAGGGCCGCCUCCACCGCCACCAAGAAUGCAAGGCCCGCCCUCUCAGGCACCGCUUCCUGGACCACAUCACCCCGAUCAGGCCAGAUACAGGCCAUACUAUCAAUGAUAUUAAGAGUAACUUGAACUUAUAUAUGAUAUAGGAAGAAUAACAUUCUAAAUAGGGGCUUUAAAUGAACCUGACUGUUGGGGAGUUCUUAUUUGUCCCCCCCCCCCACUUCAUUUAUAUGAAAAAAUAACAACCCAUGACUGUAAAACUAUCUGGGGACUUUAAUCUUAAGGUAAAAAUUUUAAACCCUUUGACUGUAGGACUUUGAUGCCUGAUAUAUUGUAGUGUUAAGAUAAAGUGGCUCUGUAGUUAACAACUACAUUUUAACAGACAUUGUGCUGUAGUCUGGUUGAUUUACCCCAGAGAUGAAUGUUUGUGAUAUUUCUCAAACAACCAAACAUUUGUUGUACCACACUUAAAGUCUUGUUAAAAGCUGAUGUUUAGUUUCGUUUAUGAUACUUUUCCUUUUUGUUAUUUUUGUCAACCUGUGUAUAAUUAAAUUUAAGAUACGGUUCAAAAACGCUUGCUUCCCCCACCCCCACCUCACAUUAAUAGAAUGUAUUUCUAAUUCUUGUUUAGGGGCAGAAUGGAGUGUAAAGAAAAGAGAGAAAUCAUUGUUUUGUAUUUGUAUUUUUCCAGCCAGUCUCACAACACUUCGUAUAGUUGGUAUCGAGAUGUUCAGAGAAUGAGUAAAAAGAAUAGAUCGAGCAAUCUUGAUGAAUAUUGUGGUCAAGGAAAUGCUUCCUUGUGAAUUUCACAGAAGACAUGGGCGUAUGAAGUCAGAGACUUAUUCAGCUAGGCAUGCCAAAGUUUUUUUUUUUUCCUUUAGCAUUUUUUUUUAGGGAAGUCGUCAAAAGUUUAUCCUAGAACAAUAACAUAAUAGCAGAAGCUCUUAUUCCAAACUUAAGGCACAUCCCCAUCCAUGAAACAAAAUGUGUUUCGCUGUUUACUGAUGAUUCCAUGUUGAGGUGAUUUUGGAAAUAAAUUGUGAUAAUGUUGAAA
Molecule: messenger RNA, 2480 nt
Organism: Heteronotia binoei (common prickly gecko)
Lineage: Eukaryota; Metazoa; Chordata; Lepidosauria; Squamata; Gekkonidae
Gene: CBLL1
Product: Cbl proto-oncogene like 1
Exons: 6
Coding region: 57-1538 (493 amino acids)
Biological process (GO): protein ubiquitination; regulation of cell adhesion
Molecular function (GO): ubiquitin protein ligase activity
Source: RefSeq, a predicted model, not a curated record